GCUGCCCGCCCCGCUGUGCUCAGCCGCUUGUCCCUCCUGCUCUGGGAUUGUCCUGUUUUAAUGCAGACGGGAGGUGCGGUUCUGCGGCGGGAGGAGCUGGUUCCGGCUUCCGAACGGAGGAGCCUUCAGUCGAGCUGGGAUCCAACAAGCAGAGGAUUUGUUUAUGGGAAUCUCAAACACAACAUCGGCAAAUUCAUACAGGAGCGGCCAUUCACCUGCUCAACAUGUGGUAAGGGAUUCGCUCAGUUAUCCAGCCUGAUUACGCACCAGCGAGUUCAUGCCGGGGAAAGGCCAUUCUCCUGCUCGGAGUGCGGGAAAGGCUUUUCUCAGUCGUCCCACUUGCUGAUGCACCAGAGAGUUCACACCGGGGAGAGGCAGUUCAUCUGCUAAACAUGUGGGAAGGGAUUCACUCAGUCGUCUGACCUGCUGAUACACCAGCGAGUUCACACUGGGGAGAAGCUGUAAACCUGCUCCGAGUGUGGGAAGGGAUUUACUCAUUCGUCCCGUUUGUUGACACACCAGCGAGUGAUCGACGUGCAGGAAGGGAUUCAUUGAUUCAUUGAAUUUGUUGUAACACCAGAGUGUUCACACCGGGGAGAGGCCGUACACCUGCUCAAAGUGUGGGAGGGACUCACUCAGUUAUUAAACCUGAUAAUGCACCACAGAGUUCACACUGCAGAGAGGCCGUACACCUGCUUCGAGUGCAGGAAGGGAUUCACAUGUUCGUCCUAUUUUCUGACACACCAGUGAAUUCACACCGGGGAGAGGCCGUUCAUCUGCUCGACGUGCGGGAAGGGAUUCACUCAAUUCUACGACUUGAUGUCACAACAGCGAGUUCACACUGGGGAGAGGCCAUACACCUGCUCCGAGUGCGGGAAGGGAUUCACUCAGUCAUCCCAAUUGCUGACACACCAGCGAGUUCACACUGGGGAGAGGCCAUUCAUCUGCUCGACGUGCGGGAAGGGAUUCCGUAAGUCAUCUGGCUUGAUGACACACCAGCGAGUUCACACUAGGGAGAGGCCCUUUGCCUGCCCUACAUGUGGGAAGGGAUGCACUACGUCAUCCAAUCUCGUGAAGCACCAGCGAGUUCACACUGGGGAGAGGCCGUACACCUGCUCUGAGUGCGGGAAGGGAUUCACUCAGUCGUCUCAUCUGCUGAUACACCAGCGAGUUCACACUGGGGAGAGACCGUUCACCUGCUCAACAUGUGGGAAAGGAUUCACUCAGUUAACCAACCUGAAAAUGCAUCAGCGGGUUCACACCGGGGAGAGGCCAUUCUCCUGCUCAACAUGUGGGAAAGGAUUCACUCAGUUAUCCAACCUGAUGACGCACCAGCGAGUUCACACCGGGGAGAAGCCGUACACCUGCUCCGAGUGCGGGAAGGGAUUCACUGAGUUAUCCAGCCUGAUGAUACACCAGCGAGUUCACACUGGGGAGAGGCCGUACACCUGCUCGGAGUGCGGGAAGGGAUUCAGUCAUUCGUCCAAUUUGUUGACACAUCAGCGGGUUCACAACCGGGAGAGGCCGUACACUUGCUCCGAGUGCGGGAAGGGAUUCACUCAGUCGUCCCAAUUGCUGACACACCAGAGAGUUCACACCGGGGAGAGGCCGUUCAUCUGCUCGACGUGCGGGAAGGGAUUCCGACUGUCAAACGACUUGAUGACACACCAGCAAGUUCACACUAGGGAGAGGCCCUUUGCCUGCCCUACAUGUGGGAAGGGAUGUACUACGUCAUCCAGUCUGGUGAUACACCAGCGAGUUCACACUGGAGAGAGACCAUUCACCUGCUCAACAUGUGGGAAAGGAUUCACUCAGUUAACCAAGCUGAAAGUGCAUCAGCGGGUUCACUCCGGGGAGAGGCCAUUCUCCUGCUCAAUGUGUGGGAAAGAAUUCACUCAGUUAUCCAACCUGAUGACACACCAGCGAGUUCACACUGGGGAGAAGCCGUACAAGUGCUCCGAGUGUGGGAAGAGAUUCACUCAUUUAUCCAGCCUGAUGAUACACCAGCGAGUUCACACUGGGGAGAGGCCGUACACCUGCUCCGAGUGCGGGAAGGGAUUCACUCAUUCAUCCCCUUUGUUGACGCACCAGAGAGUUCACUCCGGGGAGAGGCCAUACACCUGCUCCGAGUGCGGGAAGGGAUUCACUCAUUCGGCCCCUUUGUUGAGACACCAGCGAGUUCACACUCAGGAGAAGCCGUUCUCCUGCUCCGAGUGCGGGAAGGGAUUUACUGUGUUAUCUAACCUGAUGACUCACCAGAGAGUUCACACCGGGGAGAAGCUGUACACCUGCUCUGAGUGUGGGAAAGGAUUCACUCAGUCGUCACAUUUGCUGAGGCACCAGCGAGUUCACACUGCGGAGAAAGAUUAAACAUGCUGCCAGCUCAAUAUACAACCAUCACUGCUACUGAAAUCUAGCGCAAAUUCACAAGUGUUGCAGGUGUUCACGUGGGUCGGAUUCUGUCGACGCUGCUGAUCUCGCCCAGGAUUGAACCCUGGUCAUUGGGCACAGUUGAUUUUCUUUUGUAAUCUCUUUCAGUGAGUUAGAGUUCAAUUUUCUGGAUCUCUGUUUAAAAUAAAGCAGUUCUGUUUGUAACACUUCAUCUAAGGCCCUUCCUCUCUCUGCAAUGCACACAAUGAACAGUAGAAAGAGAGGCCAUUCAGCCCAUCUGGUGCCUUCCAGUGUUUCUGCUCCACACCAGCCUCCUUCCAUCUCACCCAGUAUGAAUAUUCAGAGGAAUAGAGAGAUGCAGCACAGAAAUGGGCCCUUUGACUCACUGUCUGCACUGAUUAUUGACCAGUCAUUUACUCUGAUCCUACAUUAAUAUAUUUUUAAAAUUCUGCCCACAUUUGCAUUGACCACACCCUGCUUCACCCCCACCACCAGCAGAUUCUACUAAUCACCCACACAUUAGGGACAAUUUACAGGACUUUAAUAACCUUUCAGCCCGCACCUCUUGGGACGUGGGAGGAAACCCUCACAGUAGAGUGUUCUGGGGGCAGCCCGCAAGUAUCGCCAUGCUUCUGGCGCCAACGGAGCACGCCCACAACUUCCUAACCCGUACCUGUUUGGAAUGUGGGAGGAAACCGGAGCACCUGGAAGAAACCCACGCAGACACACGGGGAGAACGUACAAACGCCUUACAGACAGUGGCAGGUCUUUAACUGUAAUAGCGAUACGUUAACUACUGUGCUGAAGGGUCUCGACCCGAACCAUCAGCUCCCCAUCUCCCUCCACAGAAGCUGCCUGACCUGCUGAGUCCUCCAGCAGUUUGACUUGUGCUCUCGGUUGCAGCAUCUGCAGUCUUGUCCCUGUGAACCAUCAGUAGGUCGGAGCUGCCACCUUGGAGAAGUCUGGACAGAAAGAUCGAGGGGAGGUAGCUGGUAUAAAGAGGUGAGGGGGAGGGUUGGCAAAUGAUAGGUGGGUCCUGGUGAGGAGAGGUGAUAGGCAGCUAGAACAUAGAGCAUAGAACACUGCAGCACAGUACAGGCCCUUUGGCCUUCAAUGUUGUGCCAAUAUUUUAUCCUGCUCUAAUAUCUCUGUAAUACUUCCCUCCCACAUAGCCCUCCAUUUCACUCUGUCCUUCAUGUGUCUAUCUAAGAUUCUCUUAAAUGUCCCUAAUGUAUCUCCUGCACAAUCUCUGCCGGCAGUGCGUUCCAAGCACCCACCACUCUCUGUGUAAAAAGCUUACCCCUGACAUCCCCCUUGUACCUUCCUCCAAUCAUCCGAAAAUUAUGUCCCCUCAUGUUAGCCAAAGAAUUUCGUUGCACCCUGGUGUAUGAGACAAUAAUCUAAUUUGAAUUUGAAUCUGAAAUCAGUGGACAAGGUUGGAGGAAGAGCCUGUGAAUCUGUGCCUGAGCUGGAAGGACUGUAUGUCCCUGGGUUGUGGUGAGGGAGGUGUAGAGACAAGUGUUGCUCCUCCUAACAUUGGAGGGCACAGGGAGGGGAUGAGUGAACCAAGGAGUCACAGAGAUAAUGGUCACCUUCUUCCACCUGCCCACCUUCCCCCUCCUCACCGGGUUCCACCUAUCACCUACCAGCCCCUGCCUCACUCCUCCACCUCCCCCCCCCCCCCCACCCCUCCCUCAGCUCUGUAUACUGGCAAUCUCCCUUCCAGUCCUGAUGCAGG
Molecule: messenger RNA, 4129 nt
Organism: Pristis pectinata (smalltooth sawfish)
Lineage: Eukaryota; Metazoa; Chordata; Chondrichthyes; Rhinopristiformes; Pristidae
Product: zinc finger protein 420-like
Exons: 3
Coding region: 820-2370 (516 amino acids)
Biological process (GO): negative regulation of transcription by RNA polymerase II
Molecular function (GO): DNA-binding transcription repressor activity, RNA polymerase II-specific
Source: RefSeq, a predicted model, not a curated record